UUCUUAAUAUUAAUUAUGGAGAUGAAUGGGUUCAUUGAAUGAAAGCAAUUGUGCGAGUACAUCAAAAAUUCGAGAAAAGGAUGAUACUGUGACUCGCGAUGAUGCCAUUACCAAUGCUAAUGAUGAAAGCGAUGAAGAAACUGAAAUCAACGUGAAUGGCAAUAGACCCGCUCUCAAAUCACACCCUUGCGAGCCUGCUUUAAAGAAACGCGAUGUCACUGCCUGUCCCAUUUGGACGUUAUUGAAGAAAACAAGUGCGGGUCGCAGCAUUCUAGCUGAAUAUUCGAAUAAAUCCCAUCUUUCUGAAAGAGCAUCUCUCGAUUUGUGCAAUAUCAUCAUCACCGAAUAUUUAGUGGAUUGCAACACGUAGGGUAAUUGACAAAUGUCAAUUCUUCGACUUCAAGAUACAGAUUUAUUCCAUUUUCCCACAAGAAGACCCACAUGUGUACUAUUGGUCGCCGAUUUCAAAAAAAAGUUCAGCACGCAAAAUCUCAGAGCAAGCACGUGGUCGUCUGUAUGAAAUAUCGGAAAAAAUUGAAAUUAUUCCGCUUUAGAAGUGGAGUCACAAAUUCAUCAAAUCCCGAAAUGCUUCAAACCGAUGUUGAAAGUGACAAGAGCGAAAGCUUUGAAUACAUCGUACACAACAAGGAGAUUGGGCCCGAGUUAUGCUUUCAUUGGGAAGAGACUUCCGAUGUUCGUUUGAAUAAAUUGGUUGAAACUAACGGAAAAGUCAGUGAUUAUUUGAGCCAGUAUCCAGUUUUGGCCGAACCAUCUGGCUAUACUUUUCUGGAAUUGGACUUCGUACAACGUUUUAAAGUGAAAGAAACCGAUAUCUACAAGAAAUGGCAGAAUUUCCAUGAAAAACCACUGUCAUUGGCCAGUGUUCAUCAGAAGAAAACCAUUGACGAUCAUAUUCAGUCCUUGAAGAAAGACAUUCCUGCGUAUUACAGGAUUCUUCUUCAAAUCUGGAUGCUCCCAUACUUGGUGCUACCGAGAACGAGGAAAACUCUCUAGACACCUGAAGGAAAGCAACAAUGGAGACCCAGUGUUAGUGAAUGCCAGUCAAGCAUCAUCAUCCACGUCAAGGCAACUUUUCUCUUCAAUUACUUUGGGGCCUCUUGAUUCUAAUAAAACUCAUGAACAAUUUUUCAUACCCAAAACAUUGAGUUAUAAAAAUCGAUAUCGUAUUUCGCUCGGCAGAUAUCCGGGGACAUCCAGAAAACAAUUGACGAAAGGAGUACUGUGAUGCAGAGCAAGGGUCCAACUGUGCAGCCAUAUAUAAUCGCCGUUGGACCAACUUUGGAGGAGGUGACAGGAUACUACGUCAUCGUGGAAAAAAUCCGGUAUUCAUUCAAUUCCCCUUUAAAAACUCUUCAUGUAUGUUUUCAAAUUUUCCACGUCUGCAGUGCCGUAUAUUCAUUCGAAAGUGAACAUUUGUGGUUGAUAAUACAAAGAGCACUCUAUGGAAUUCACACAAAGUGGGAUCGACCAGCUGCGUUCGUAGGUCAAAUUAUUAAUUGUUUAAAGGAGUAAAUCACGCCAGACAUAUCCGUCCAAACCAUAAUUAAAUACACAUUUGAGUCUUAUCAUAGAAAUUAA
Molecule: messenger RNA, 1599 nt
Organism: Diachasma alloeum
Lineage: Eukaryota; Metazoa; Arthropoda; Insecta; Hymenoptera; Braconidae
Exons: 4
Coding region: 442-1014 (190 amino acids)
Source: RefSeq, a predicted model, not a curated record